Messenger RNA from Penaeus vannamei (Pacific white shrimp), 939 nucleotides. RefSeq lists its product as uncharacterized. The record is from RefSeq and is a predicted model, not a curated record. Lineage: Eukaryota; Metazoa; Arthropoda; Malacostraca; Decapoda; Penaeidae.
CUUGUUGUAACCGAAUCCCUGUGAUCGUGUGCGUGUGUGUCUGUUCUCUCUCCUGCUGCGUCAUGUGGACGUUUGUUGUGCUGACGGUGGCGCUGACGGCGGCGGCGGCGACGGCGAUGGAUAUGAAGGAGGCUGUGGCGGAGGCGGAGGCGGAGGCGAGGUACAUCUACAUCAACGCAGAGGCUCCCAUCACCAUAGCCGCCCUUCUGAACGUCCCGAUCUCCCUGGCUCUCCCGUCCCUCAACCUGUUGCGUGGGAGGUCCUUCUCGUCGUCCUGGAGGGCCGAGGAGGAGCUGCAGGACGACCUUGAGCAGCUCUUCGACGACCCGCACUACCUGGUGGAGGCCAACAAGCUCCGGGCCUAUUUCUCCUACCUCAAGUUGGAGAACGAGAAGUGUCGACAGAAGUUCCUGUGCGAGUUGGCGACGGACCCCGAGGCCUUCUUCCCCGCUUCCGACAUCUUUCUCAAGGAACUGCAGCCUUCUCACGGUCCGGUCAAGGAGGACGCCAAGAACCGCUUCUGGCUGUACCAAGAGGCGUCGCGAGCGGGUCUCAUGGGCGGCCGCGGGGAGUGCGUCCGCCUCUUCCCCGCCUGCAGGACGCCCAUCACGGACAUCAUCAACACCAGCGUCCUGAAAGUGUGGCAGUUCAUCGGGAGGAAACUCAACAUCAGCUUCACCGAUAACUAGGAACGCCUUUGGUCGACUCUCGCGAUGCAUUCACACCUUUCAUUAACCGAUAGAAGGUUGAAUUUCAUUUUUUUUUUACGUAUAAACUUUGUGAACUUCAUCAUUCCCCUCUUCUGGAAAUACUUUUGUGAAGUUUUUAUGAAGUAUUUCCGUCAACUUCAGGGCAUUUUAGAAUUAGUACGUGUACUAAAUGGUAAUAAGUAAUUACGUGAGAUUUUCAUACUAUAAAAGUAAGCUUGGAAACUUACUU